CUUUUCAUUUUGUCUUUCCUGCCAGGUAAAGAUGGGAACAGGUGCUUCCUUCCAUCUUCCCCUUCUGUUCUUCCUGGUCAUCUCCUUUCUGCAAGCAAGCUCAGCAGGUUCUUCCUGCCCCACCGGUUGGAUGUUCUUUGAGAAAAGCUGCUACGGACUCUUCAUCCAGGUUCCCCUGAACUUUAAAGAGGCAGAGGAGCAGUGCCAAUCUUCUGGGGGAAAUAGCCACCUGGCCUCCAUCAUGAAUGCUCAAGAAAUGUCUAUAGUGGCUGCAUAUGUCAAAGACCUCUAUAAAGCUGGGAAACCUGUCUGGAUUGGACUGCACUCCUACGACCUUCGGAAGAGCAAAGCAUGGAAAUGGACCGAUUCCUCCGUAAUCUCCUAUCACAAUUGGGCACCUGGGCAGCCCUCACAAGCUAAUGGGGAUGAGCUGUGUGUCGAGCUGAUGGCAGAAGAUUAUUUAACAUGGAAAGCUGCGCCAUGUACAGGGAAGCAUGCCUUCCUGUGCAGAACUCCUUUGGAGAAGAAACGUUAAAUCAGGAUUUCAACAUGUCCAGAAUCAUGGAGAAAUGGAAAUGUCCCAGAGGAGAGGUGCUUCCCUCCCAACGGCACAAGUCACCCAGUGUCCUGGCCCUCCAGAGUGCCUGAGGUUAAAUGUCGUCUGUUCUGGGCUGGGUUGAUACAAAUAAACUCUCUCUUCUGAGUACA
Molecule: messenger RNA, 708 nt
Organism: Podarcis raffonei (Aeolian wall lizard)
Lineage: Eukaryota; Metazoa; Chordata; Lepidosauria; Squamata; Lacertidae
Product: regenerating islet-derived protein 4-like
Exons: 5
Coding region: 32-535 (167 amino acids)
Molecular function (GO): signaling receptor activity
Source: RefSeq, a predicted model, not a curated record